Messenger RNA from Amborella trichopoda, 2997 nucleotides. RefSeq names its product protein transport protein SEC23 E. Gene Ontology annotation, molecular function: zinc ion binding; GTPase activator activity. NCBI's taxonomy places the organism in Eukaryota, Viridiplantae, Streptophyta, Magnoliopsida, Amborellales, Amborellaceae. Gene Ontology annotation, biological process: endoplasmic reticulum to Golgi vesicle-mediated transport; COPII-coated vesicle cargo loading; intracellular protein transport. The record is from RefSeq and is a predicted model, not a curated record. Gene Ontology annotation, cellular component: endoplasmic reticulum exit site; COPII vesicle coat.
UAAUGCAUCUGUAGUUGAUAUUUAUGGAUAAACAGGCGGUUCCGUGUUACGGGUUAUUAUUCCUGCUCCUGCUGGAGCAUUCAGGCAAAAGCCGAGAAUCGGCGAGUAUCUAUUCGUAGCGCGAAGAAUCCCUUUCAAGCUCUUGCCUGCAAAAUUAGAGUUUUGAGGGGAAGUUUUCGAGGGAGAUCAAUCCAAUUGCCCCUCACUACAGAUCGUCUCUCUCUCAAGCUCCUCUGGCAUGCAAAAUUAGGUUAUUGAGAGGCGUUUGAUUUUCUGGAGAGCGAAGAUCACCUUUCUACAAUCGCCAACAAUAUUUUUUCAGGGAAUCAGUAGAUCCAGUUCAUCAUCACUUUCUUCCUCCUAUUUCUUCCCCCUAUUUCUUCCCUUAGGUUUAACUUGUGAUCGGCCCCCCUCUCCUUCCUAGGGUUUAAGCUGUGAUCGAAGGCCAGAGAAGGGGAGACAAUGUCUGAGUUUUUGGAGAUGGAGGCGGUGGAGGGGGUGCGCAUGUCCUGGAACGUGUGGCCUCGGACGAAGGUGGACGCCAGCAAGUGCGUGGUCCCCCUGGCGACAGUGGUAUCCCCGAUCCGGUCCCUCCCUGAGCUACCGGUGCUCCCCUACCCCCCUCUGCGCUGCAAAUCUUGCUCCUGCGUCCUCAAUCCACACUGUCGUGUUGACUAUGCCGCCAGGAUCUGGGUCUGUCCUUUCUGCUUCCAGCGCACCCAUUUCCCUAUCCAUUAUGAAGGCAUCAGCGAAACCAAUGUUCCAGCAGAGCUCUUCCCCCAAUAUUCAGUCAUCGAGUACUCUCUUCCUUCUAAUGCCGCGCCGCCUCCAGUUUUUCUCUUUGUGCUCGAUACUUGUAUCAUCGAGGAAGAACUCGGGUAUGUGAAGUCCGCUAUGAGGCAGGCAAUAGGGCUUUUGCCGGAGCACGCUCUGGUGGGGUUCGUGACAUAUGGGACGCAGGUGCAUGUGCAUGAACUGGGGUUCCCGGAUCUGUUCAAGACGUAUGUGUUUAGGGGGUCAAAGGAGAUCUCUAAGGAGCAGAUCUUGGAUCAGUUAGGGCUUUCAGGGCAGAGGUCGGGGUUUGCGAAAGGUGGGGGUGGCGGUGUGCAGAAUGGGCUCACUGCCGGGGUUAUCAACCGCUUCUUGUUGUCUGCGUCAGACUGCGAGUACACACUUAAUUCUCUCCUUGAUGAGUUGCAGAGAGAUCAGUGGCCUGUGCCUCCAAGCAAUAGGGCCAUGCGCUGCACUGGUGUGGCCCUAAGUGUUGCAGCUGGUCUUCUUGGAGCUUGCUUGCCUGGUACAGGAGCCCGUAUCCUGGCUUUAGUUGGAGGUCCAUGUACUGAAGGCCCAGGAACUAUCGUGUCCAAAGAUUUAUCUGAACCAGCACGUUCUCAUAAAGAUCUUGAUAAGGAUGCUGCUCCGCAUUUUCAUAAAGCGGUUAAAUUUUAUGAGAAUCUCGCUAAGCAACUUGUGAGCCAGGGUCAUGUAUUGGACGUUUUUGCUUCUGCAUUGGAUCAGGUUGGUGUUGCAGAAAUGAAAGUUGCUGUGGAAAGGACUGGUGGCCUAGUUGUUUUAGCUGAAAGUUUUGGCCAUCCUGUGUUUAAAGACUCCUUCAAGCGUAUAUUUGAGGAUGGUGAACAGUCUCUUGGUCUUUCAUUCAAUGGUACGCUGGAGGUUAAUUGCUCAAAGGAUGUGAAAAUUCAAGGAAUCAUAGGACCCUGCACGUCUUUGGAGAAGAAAGGACCAUCUUGUGCCGAUGUAGUGAUUGGGCAGGGGAAUACGUCACAAUGGAAGAUCUGCGGUCUUGACAAAAGCACUUGUUUGACAGUUUUCUUUGAUGUUGCACCUAGUGAACGAUCAAACCCUGCACCACAGGCUAUACAUCAGCAAUUAUAUCUUCAGUUCCUUACAACUUAUCAGCAUCCUGGAGGACAAAUGAGGCUCCGAGUAAUAACAGUUGCAAGGAGGUGGCAAGAAAAUUCUGCAAAUACAGAGGAGCUGGCGAGAGGAUUUGACCAGGAGACGGCUGCUGUCGUGAUGGCGAGGUUAACGUCACUGAAAAUGGAGAUGGAGGAAGAGUUUGAUGCAACAAGGUGGUUGGAUCGUUCACUUAUACGUUUGUGUUCAAGAUUUGGCGAUUAUCGGAAAGAUGACCCGUCUUCCUUUACUUUAAACCCAAGUUUUGCAAUAUUUCCGCAAUUUAUGUUUAAUCUGCGGCGUUCCCAGUUCGUACAGGUUUUUAACAAUAGUCCAGAUGAGACGGCUUAUUUCCGCAUGUUGCUCAACCGGGAGAAUGUCACCAACUCAGUGGUCAUGAUCCAGCCUUCCCUGAUAUCAUAUUCUUUCAACUCACCUCCUUCACCAGCAUUGUUGGAUGUUGCUUCCAUUUCAGCGGAUCAUAUAUUGCUGCUAGAUGCCUACUUCAGCAUUGUUGUUUUCCAUGGUAUGACUAUUGCCCAGUGGCGUAACAUGGGCUAUCAGAAUCAACCCGAGCAUGAGGCCUUUGCACAGUUAUUGCAAGCUCCUCAGGAUGAUGCUCGCUUGAUUAUCAAAGAGCGGUUUCCUGUCCCGAGGUUGGUUAUCUGUGAUCAGCAUGGUUCCCAGGCCCGUUUUCUGUUGGUAAAAUUGAACCCCUCGGCUACGUAUAACUCAAGCCAUGACGUGGCCUCUGGCAUGGACGUGAUCUUCACUGAUGAUGUGAGCUUACAAGUCUUCUUUGAGCACCUUCAAAGGCUUGCUGUGCAAUCAUAAGCCAUAAUUUAUGUGUAGAUUUUGCCAAUUUUUGGUUUUAGUUUGCGGGAUAAUUUAGUUGAGAGUUUCAUUUGAUUCCCUUUGCUUUUUCUCCCUUUUUUUUUUUUUGUAGUCUUUUACCAAUGCUAUCUUUCUAUUGUUGGAAUAAGUCUUUAUCAUUCUUUUGGAUAGCAAGCGCUGGCUUCCAAGGUUUAUUUAAAGGGAAAUGAGUGGGAGUCCAUUUAAUCAAAUAUAUUGCCUUCCUGA